Messenger RNA from Brassicogethes aeneus, 870 nucleotides. Lineage: Eukaryota; Metazoa; Arthropoda; Insecta; Coleoptera; Nitidulidae. The record is from the annotation of a GenBank genome assembly.
AUGGUUCAAAAGAAAUAUCAACCACCUCCGAAAAGAAAUAUCUCCACUUUAGAGCCGGACCUCGCGUUUUUAUCAAGAGACGUGCAAGUCAACAGAGGAGCAGUGGAGGAGUUUAGGUGUUUUAAAUGCAAUGGAGUUGGACAUAUGAAAAGAGAUUGCCAAUCGAGGUAUCCUAAAGAGUUGGUGUGCCAUGGAUGCGGGAAGCCGGGAGUAAUUAGACCAAACUGCCCCCAGUGUUCAAAAAACGCCAAAGCCGGGAGUUCCGCAACUGUCUGUGCGCCGGCAUACAGGAUCGUGCGGCUUGAAGCAGUUUCAGCAACUUUAUCGGUAACUCCUGGCAGGAUUAACAUGCAGCAUUCCAAACAAAUGAUCCCAAGAUACCAAACACAGGAUGCAAUCCAGGCAAUAAUCUUCGUGGACACUAGAUCUAGAUCCACCAAACUGUCUGUGCGCCGGCAUACAGGAUCGUGCGGCUUGAAGCAGUUUCAGCAACUUUAUCGAACUGUCUGUGCGCCGGCAUACAGGAUCGUGCGGCUUGAAGCAGUUUCAGCAACUUUAUCGGUAACUCCUGGCAGGAUUAACAUGCAGCAUUCCAAACAAAUGAUCCCAAGAUACCAAACACAGGAUGCAAUCCAGGCAAUAAUCUUCGUGGACACUAGAUCUAGAUCCACCAGUAAGUGCAAAACUGUCUGUGCGCCGGCAUACAGGAUCGUGCGGCUUGAAGCAGUUUCAGCAACUUUAUCGGUAACUCCUGGCAGGAUUAACAUGCAGCAUUCCAAACAAAUGAUCCCAAGAUACCAAACACAGGAUGCAAUCCAGGCAAUAAUCUUCGUGGACACUAGAUCUAGAUCCACCGGUAAGUGCAAGUAA